UGGCUGCUGGAAAGAGGGGAAAGCAAACAAUUUCCAGGCCCGCCGCGUCCAGCCCGAAAUAUGGGGAAAAAAUUACAGAAAAAUCGGAGAACACUGUAAAGGGUGGAAACGGGGCGCAGAGGGGAUGCUGAGGCUCCCGCGACAACAUACACUUUGUGCUGAUGUGGACUUAGUUUGGCCCUGUUGGUUAGCUCUCAGCAGCUGGGAUGUCCACUGCUAAGAUCAGUGCAUCAUCUGAAGCUAUAAUGUUGGUGACAGCUCAUAGGGUCACUUGAUAUACUCAGCCAGCAUCAGAGCUCCAGCAGUAGUAGCAAUGGCCAUCUUGAAUAAAUACCAGCAAAAAUGGGAAGUACUGGAUUCUGGUUUCCUCCAAGAAGAGUCAGCGGAACUGGUUAAGACCAAAAUCUGAGGACUUUACUGGGCUACCAUCAGUCCCCUUUUGCUUUCUUUUACGACCACAUGAAACUUGAGAAGCCAUCUAAAGCUAAAUCAUUUAGUGGAGUUGGGCAAUUCCCAAGUGUCCAACAAGAAGGCCUGGUUUAGGCUGCGAUGGCCACUGUCAUCCCUGGUGAUUUGUCAGAAGUAAGAGAUACCCAGAAAGUCCCUUCAGGGAAACGUAAGCGUGGUGAAACCAAACCAAGAAAAAACUUUCCUUGCCAACUGUGUGACAAGGCCUUUAACAGUGUUGAGAAAUUAAAGGUUCACUCAUACUCUCACACAGGAGAGAGGCCCUACAAGUGCACACAACAAGACUGCACCAAGGCCUUUGUUUCUAAGUACAAAUUACUAAGGCAUAUGGCUACUCAUUCUCCUGAGAAAACCCACAAGUGUAAUUAUUGUGAGAAAAUGUUUCACCGAAAAGAUCACCUAAAGAAUCACCUACAUACACACAAUCCCAACAAAGAGGCCUUUAAGUGUGAAGAAUGUGGAAAGAACUACAAUACCAAGCUUGGGUUUAAGCGUCACCUGGCUUUGCAUGCUGCAACAAGCGGUGACCUCACCUGUAAGGUAUGUUUGCAGACAUUUGAAAGCACGGGAGUGCUGCUGGAGCACCUAAAAACUCAUGCAGGCAAGUCAUCGGGUGGAGUAAAGGAGAAAAAGCACCAGUGUGAACACUGUGAUCGUCGGUUCUACACCCGAAAGGAUGUCCGUAGACACAUGGUAGUGCACACUGGAAGAAAGGACUUCCUCUGUCAGUAUUGUGCACAGAGAUUCGGGCGGAAAGAUCACCUAACACGCCAUAUGAAGAAAAGUCACAACCAAGAACUUUUGAAGGUCAAAACAGAGCCAAUGGACCUUCUAGAUCCCUUUACCUGCAAUGUUUCUGUGCCUAUAAAGGAUGAGCUGCUUCCAGUGAUGUCUUUACCUUCCAGUGAGCUGACAUCAAAGCCAUUUACAAACACUUUGCAAUUGAAUCUCUACAACACUCAAAUUCAGUCCAUGCAGAGUUCUGCGUCUGCACACCAAAUGGUCACCACAUCAUUACCCUUGGGAAUGCCUUGUCCAAUAGAUAUGGAGUCUGUCCACCCAUCUCACCAGCUAUCUUUGAAAUAUCCACUCAGUUCUACCUCAUAUGCAAUUUCUAUGCCUGAAAAAGAACAGCCAUUGAAAGGGGAAAUUGAAAGUUACUUAAUGGAGUUGCAAAGUGGUAUACCUUCUUCAUCCCAGGAUUCUCAAGCAUCUUCAUCUAAAUUAGGGUUGGAUCCUCAAGUAGGGCCACUAGAUGAUGGAUCUGGGGAGGUUUCCCUUUCUAAAAGCUCUGUUUCCAUUAGUGAACCUCUAAAUACCCAACCGUUGGACUUUUCUCAGUUGUUCAGCUUCAUACCAGUAAAUGGCCCUCCCUAUAACCCUUCUGUUUCAGUGGGAAAUCUUGGAAUGAGUUAUACACAGGAGGAGGCACAUUCUUCAAUGGCUCAACUUCCACCACAAACACAGGAUCCUCACGAUCCUAGCAAUAGUAUAGGUCUUGGGUCCCUGCACUCAUUGUCAGCAGCUUUCGCAAGUAGUCUAAGCACAACCACCACCCUACCACGUUUUCAUCAAGCUUUCCAAUAGGAUGUACAAAGCUGGCUUAUUACUGUCUAUUUGUAGAAAUGCCUUAGGUAAUCAUUUUUAACUUAGUGCCUACUAUAAGACAUUACAAAUCCUCUGCUUUUGUACAGUACCAAUCUCAUGAAGCCAGUAAGACAUUUAAAUUAACUUUUACAUGUUUUGAAAGUGUUUUAUUCUCAACUGUGUUUACUUUGGUUUUUUAAAAAAGUCUCAAUGUAUUGUUUGAAUUUUCACUGCUAAUUGACACACUGAUAAAAAAAAUAGAAAGCAAUUCCUACUAAACUUUCACACACACCCCUUGUUUAAAACUUUUUUCAAAUGUAUCAGUCAUUCUGUUUUGCCAAGUAAAUGGUAGCUCGACCGUUUUACAUUUUGUGCAUUUUGUAAUAGAAUCCUAGGUUUUAAUUUUACACACAGCUUCCUGAAGAUCUUCAAAUGAACUAAAUGGUGGUAUCUUAUCUGGUCCAUAAUCUGAAAUAUUUUUUUUUAAAUUAGUAUAGAAUUCAAACUUCCUUGUUGGAAAUGUGUACAUACUUUUCAUUUUGACUUAAAGUCAUUAUGAAAGGUAUUAAGAACUUACUAUUUUCUGGCUUAAAUUGUUGCUCCCUGUAUCAAGAUUGGAUAAGAAGCAAUUUAACUUAAUUACUCAUCGACAAAAUUAUUCUUGCUUAAUUGGCCAAUGUGUCAAGUUAAAAUUGGAACUGUUGUGUUUUUUGUGACUCUGGUGAAGGGAAAAGAGGCAAAAUUAAUGGCUGACCCUGAAAUAUAGGAGUUUUGUAAUUUAGUAGUGCAGAAUGUUUUGUCACAAUUUUUUAUUUAAUUCUUAACUUGCUGUUUUUCUUUUGAGUAGUAUAGAAAAAGUACUGCAUAGGAGUCUUCAGAUUUUAUAUUCACAUCUGUAGGCAUCAGUCUUUCCCAGCUGCCACAGCCAAAGUGUGGGUCAAGUCCAGCCAGAAGUUUUAUAUCUAGUGUCAGUUCAAUGUGAGUCUGCAGUCAGAGAGUGAAUGUAAAUUUGCAGAUAUCAAUUUUCAUUUUUUAAAGUGGAGUGGAUCUUUUCAGUUGUGUGACGUGGUGUGUUAUGUCCUCCUAAGCGACAAGUUAAAUGUUAAUCACACUUACUACACCUGGGUACUUGGCUAGGGACUUUUUGCCCAUUGCCAAGGUUUAAAGACAGGACUCUUAGGAGUGAAGUAAAAGCAUAUUGCUUACACCACUUUUACCUAAUCUGAUAUACCCCUAAUAACCAAAAGAGAAAUAACUGUGAUGUGUAAAUGCAAGCUAGAUUUGCUUUAACGCAAUACUAAUAUUCAUUUUCCUUGUCAUUUUUGGAUAAGGAAUUAAAAAAUAAAAAUGAAAUACAUUAGUAUCACUCAGUAGUGAGGAUGCAUACAAGGUUUUAAGUGGUUAAAAUAAAUAUACUUCACAGAAACAAAAGUUGCUCCCAUUGAAGGAGCUUUUGCUCCCAGUAUUUUAUCAUUAGCUCCUACUUUUUUUUUCUCUAGGAGCAAUAUGCAGGUGUAGUUUUACUAUUUUAUACUUAUAUGUAUUUAAAUUUUAUUACUGAAAGAUAAUGUUUUUAUAAAUGUGUUUGUGUUCCAAAGGCAUUAAAAUAAGGAUGUAUUAAUAAGGAUAAUACCUUUUCAAAUUCUGCAAACUACUCCUAGAUGUUGAGUUUAGGAGCAUAUUAUCUCAAAGUGGACUUUAGCUCUGCUUCAUGACUGCUUCCUUUAGUUUCUAUGAAACAGAUUGCUUACCUACAUCUUUAGUUGAAUGAUGUGUUCAGUAUUGCUUCCUCCUCCCUCCACCCCAAGCAUUUUAAGGAAAGAAAAACAUUGUGUGAAAAGAGCACAAAAUAAACAGAACAGAAACACUUUAAUACUAGUUUAAACCAGCAAGCAUAAGAUAAAAAGCAAGUGGAAAGAAGUUACUUUAUUCUGGAUCUUGUUUAACCAGUUUGAGCUGAAGAUAAAUGGAUUCCAUUCCCUUAAUGGGCCAUAUUGUAUGUGGAACUGAGCAUCUUCAACUUCUGAAAAGUUUUGGGUGCACAGAAUCUCACAGAAUCAUACCCUUCAUAGCCACAUUUGUCACCCAGAAAAGGCGAUUCGAGACAGACAAUUCCAUUAGGUUGUGUUUGUCAAUAUACGCAGCUGUUGGAAAAUGAAUAUGCAUAUCACCAAUUUCAGAACUACAGUGAAUUGUUAGUCUGGCAGCAGGGAAGGCCACUUGUUAGUGUUGCAAAUUAGUUUAAUCUUAACUGCCAACACAGAACAUUCUGACAGACCUAUCCCAUUACUUAAGGGGAUGGAAGUGGUGUGUAUCUAGCAUUUAGAAAAAGUGCCAUUUGUUUAUCAGUUUUAGUUCUGAUUAGACUUGAUUGAAAUUUUUUUUUUUGCCAGCAUCCUUUUUCUUAGUAUAUAACCAGAAUCUUUACUACUAAUGGUAGUGCCUUAGCUUUGUAAAAAGGGAUUGACAUUUCACUUCAGAAAUAGGGACCUCAGACAAGAUAUUGAACCUCAUUCAGUCAGGGCUUCAGUUGGUGGCUACAUGAUGUAUGUUUGCUACUGAACUAGGAUGUAUGAAUAUGUGGAAGCAGAUUGACACUGUAAGCAAUAUUAACACAUUAGUGCUUUAGAGUAUAUUUUAGGCAGAAUUAUUAUUGGCCACUAUUAAAAUGUCAGUUUUUAAACCCUACUUUCUUGUU
Messenger RNA from Mauremys mutica (yellowpond turtle), 4753 nucleotides. RefSeq names its product PLAG1 zinc finger (gene PLAG1). Gene Ontology annotation, molecular function: histone deacetylase binding; DNA-binding transcription factor activity; RNA polymerase II cis-regulatory region sequence-specific DNA binding. Gene Ontology annotation, biological process: regulation of transcription by RNA polymerase II; cell fate commitment. The record is from RefSeq and is a predicted model, not a curated record. The coding region runs from base 550 to 2055 and encodes 501 amino acids. The transcript has 6 exons. Gene Ontology annotation, cellular component: nucleus; cytoplasm. Lineage: Eukaryota; Metazoa; Chordata; Testudines; Geoemydidae.